Messenger RNA from Monosiga brevicollis MX1, 1391 nucleotides. RefSeq lists its product as uncharacterized. Lineage: Eukaryota; Choanoflagellata; Craspedida; Salpingoecidae. The transcript is spliced from 7 exons. The record is from RefSeq and is a predicted model, not a curated record. Bases 1 to 1290 code for a protein of 429 amino acids.
AUGGUGCAGACACGUAGCAAGUCUCGUGACAAUGCCACCGGUGCUUCGCAGCCAAAGGCCCCCAAGAGGGAACACGCUGACCGAGACACGGUUCAGACCAAGGCACAGGACCGGGACGCCGCCGCCGCGAGCAAAGGAGCAGCGGCUGGCGUCAAAGCAGAACCCCGAGAAAAAGAUGCAAGUCACACCAGCAAGGUCAAGCCCGAGCCAGAGGACGCCGCCAUCAAAGCCGAACCUCGUGAGCAAGAUGCCCACCAAGCCGCAUCCACUGAUACCACGGGCAAAGAUCAGAUGUUUGGCAUUCGCUUCACCCACCCAAACAAGGUUUGUCAAACCAUGCCAGCCCGAAGCGUUCAGCUGCCUCAAGCCAAACGCCGCCAUUCACCAUAUGUGUGGCAUCGCCCUCAGGUCAUGUUUCCAGACGCCCACCUGACCAAGGCCGAGCUGGCCAAGUAUUUUCUGGCCGUAGACCAGCAUAUUAUCCGCUACACCCGUGGUCGACCCUUGACCCUCGUGCGUGGCAUCAAGGGUGUUCAAGAUGGCCGCCAGUUCGUACGUGGCAUUUUUGCCUUUGCUCAGGGAGUGGCGGUCUGCGCUCAGUACUCUCGAAUGAUGCCACAUGGCAAGACGGACGAAUACAUGGAGGCCGAUUCCGCAAUGGCGCUGGUCUCUGCCGUGCAAAUGGAUAGCCUCGAAUUCCACGCCUGGCUAUCCACCAGCGAGCACCUUGACAGCCCAGGCCUGUACCGUGUUGACUGGCAUGUGACAACAGACAAGGUCCUCUUCAACUUGGACCCGAUUGAUGACAAGAGCUUUGGGACCGUCAAGGAGCUAGCUUUUGCUUUGCGUGACAUGCUGAGCCAAACUUUUGAGCUCAAAUCCUUUGUCAUGCUUACGGGUGGGGAUGGGCUGCACGUGGUGGUACCGCUCACGCCCGAUUUGCACUUUGACGACACGCGUGAGUUUGCCAAAUUUGUUGGCGACCGUCUGGCUCAACAAAACCCCGACAAGGCCACGAUUCAGCUCAGAAAAGAUCAGCGGGGCGGCCGUGUGCUGAUCGACUACAUGGCCAACACGUACAAUCGUGGUAUGGUAGUGCCAUACUCGACGCGAGCACGCUCGGGGGCCCCAGUGGCCUGCCCAGUCACCUGGGCGGAACUGCAGGAUUGUACCUCGUCAAAGCAGUUUGAUACACAAAGCGUGCUGAAGCGGCUAGAAAGCACGGGUGACAUCUGGAAGGACCUGGCUCGGGUCGCACAAAAGAUUCCAAAAGACUACGCGGGCCGAUAAGCCCUCCACGAUAGAUGGUCGCCCCCGCAUCAGCGCAAUCCCCCCUCCCCCACUUGCUUUACGUACCUUCGCUCUCGCCAGUUGAUGUUGCCUCAAGCUUC